This is a messenger RNA of Rodentolepis nana, 1407 nucleotides long. The record is from the annotation of a GenBank genome assembly. NCBI's taxonomy places the organism in Eukaryota, Metazoa, Platyhelminthes, Cestoda, Cyclophyllidea, Hymenolepididae.
AUGGCUUUGGAGUUUGGCAAAUCUGAUGCAAAAAAGGAAAGAGUACAGGAAAGAAGUCUUGAUGUGUGUUGGUUUCUUCUAUCUGACGUUCCUCCAGGUACCGUGAUUGGACUUGACGCUAAUAUUUGGACUGUCGGACCAAACUUCAGGGGCAUUCGUGAUAUUCCGUUCGGAGUUCACUAUUUCUUUUACAAUUCUGCCUCCAUCACACCUAAUCACAGUUCAGUAUCUGGACUUCGAUGCAGUCAGUUUCUCUAUCUUAACGAGCCUCGAGUAAUUCGAAAGCGGUGGGUUAGAGAACGUGAAGAAUUCGAGGAUCAAUUGGAUGGGAAUAUCGAUGCCAUGUUAUCCAACGAAUUAGAAUUGAAUGCCUAUUUGGGGGCUUACCCUCGCGAUAGAUUUGCGAAUUGGAUUGCUCUGGCUUCUCAUAUCACUCCGGACACUAUUGAGAGAUUAACACCUUCGGGUGGUUGGAUCUAUUCCUCUGCUCAGUUUCAGUCGGAGAAAUCUGAAACCAAGGAUCGAGUCUGUUUGCCUAUUCCAUCACAUCUAAAGCGAGGCGAUGAGACAUGUGUAGACGUAUGCCGACCAGAAUCGAUUGAAAAAGACCUACUGCUACCUGUUCUGAAAACUGUUCCAGAAACUGAUAUUCACUGGACUGCGAUACCCCAACAUCCACUCUUUCCACCGGGAUCUACAUCUACAGAAAUCAGUCAGUACAAUAUCGAUCAGACAUACACACUCAAUCAUUUAAUUGCCCAAUUAGACACCUGGAAUAGCGAUAACAGUCUAGAAGACAAUGAAUCGGACACUCGCCCAACCGCAUUAAGUCGAGGUGAAUCGCGGCUUCUUGCAGAGUUUCACUUUGCUUUUGUCAUUUUUCUCCUUGGAGAAGUUUUAGAUGGUUGGUUUCAUUGGCGAAAACUCUUAUCAGUUAUAGCUAAUUGUGAAAAAGCUGUCAGAGAACGACCAACAUUCUACAAGGCCCUAAUAACCAGUCUCUAUCGCCUUUUCACUUAUAGCGAUGAAAAUGAGAAGCCGGAGGAAACGGACACAAGUGGUAAUGUAAGGGUUGCAGGCCUUUUCCAAGCUGGAAGUAAGGAAAAUGGAGAACUCGCCUUCUUUGAUGGAUGGAAGAGUUGUGAUGUGGAUGAACCUGCUUUUCUACCUCAUACCAUGACGCGUCUCUUUGGAAACAUUGCGGAAGCCGCAGAAACAGCAGAUAGGAAAAAUCAUCAAGUUAAAGAUGUACAGGAGAGAUCGGAAGGUCUAAGAAUAUGUUUGGAGAGGCGAUUUGAUGUAAAACUAACCGCCCAUCGACAACAAGGUGCUAGAGAUGAUGGCGAAAUUCCAGUUGAUGAGGUUAACUGGGAUACUGAUGAGGCACCUAUUAUUGUCAUGGAUUGA